AUGGAAUCUCUUGGUACUUCCAAUAUCUUUUACUCCACCACGGUAAUGGAGGCUCCUCCAAUCGUUACUGCCAUGGAAAUGGUCGGUGUUGAAGAGGAAAAUGACAAGCAAAUCUCAGAUCUGGAGGCGUGCCACCCCGAACGGAUAAACACUGGUAUUCUGAAUGUGAUAACCGCUAGUCUUGGGCUUUUCAGUGAUGGCUAUAAUGCUCAAAUAAGUAGAUACAAGGGCAGAAUAUCCUCGACAGUCAAGUCCCGACUUUUCGUUUCCUAUUUCUUCCGCGAAGUUUCUGACAUGCUCUUCUUCGGUGUACUAGUUGACCGUAUUGGGCGCCGUACGGGCAUCAUGCUGGCAACUUCUUUAUUCUUGGCCCUGUUCUGGAUACUGCUGCCCAUAGAGCAACUCAACUCGGUCGCACAGGGCAUUGUUGGUUUUGGUGCCGAAGGCGAGUACCCUGUUUGUGCCAGUACCUGCGAGGCUGCGGAUUAA
Penicillium taxi is the source of this 489-nucleotide messenger RNA. Its product is annotated as MFS general substrate transporter. The record is from RefSeq and is a predicted model, not a curated record. The coding region runs from base 1 to 489 and encodes 162 amino acids. The transcript is spliced from 3 exons. Lineage: Eukaryota; Fungi; Ascomycota; Eurotiomycetes; Eurotiales; Aspergillaceae.